Molecule: messenger RNA, 4295 nt
Organism: Parnassius mnemosyne (clouded apollo)
Lineage: Eukaryota; Metazoa; Arthropoda; Insecta; Lepidoptera; Papilionidae
Source: the annotation of a GenBank genome assembly
AUAAAUUUUACAAUAUAAAUGAUUACGAACUAUUUAUAAAAUUUAUUUUAGAAACUGCUUGGAAGCGACCACCUCAUUCCCAGGGGUUAUUAUCAACCAUGUAUUCAUUUAUACUAUAAUAACCCUUUUUAUACAGUUUCAGCUUAACAAAACAUUUAAACUUGGUAAUAGAGAGAACCUGUACACUUUCCGGGACCUUCUUGUAAUAGCGUAUACAUUGCCCCAAGAAUGAAUUACUGACUCGAGUCGAGAAACUGGCAUCACUAGCUUGUGUUUUUUUCCUAGUGUUUACAGAAUGUAUAUCACUUUUUUUAAUAAAACUAUCUUUGUUUUUGUGAACAUACAUUAAAUUUUCGUAAAUAUACUGAGAGGCCAAAGUUAAUAUAUCAAUUUCUUUAAAUUUAUCUCUAAGAGACUAUCGGUUUUAGACUGUAAAUAGCUCUAAUGGCCCUCUUCUGUAAAACAAAAAUAGUUUCUGAAACAGCCGCAUUUCCCCAUAGCAAAAUCCCAUAAGACAUUAUGUUAUGGAAAUAACUAAAAUAAACUAAUCUAGCUCUCUCGACAAUAGUGAGACCUCUAAUCUUUUUUACAGCAUAGGCUGCAGAACUUAGUCUGCUUGCUAAUUUGGAUAUAUGGGGGCCCCACUGGAGCUUUGCAUCAAGAGUGAUGCCAAGAAAAACAGUGGAUACAACAGGGCUCAAUUCCUUCCCAUUUAAAAACACAUUGGUAUUCAGAUUUUUAACAUUCGUUGUUGUAAAUUUAACACAAUUAGUUUUAUUUCCGUUCAAAUGCAGAUUAUUAACGUUAAACCAAUGCACUAAUUUUGAUAUAGCAUUAUUCACUUCGUCACAUUUAAAUGAUUGACGUUUAAGUUUAAAAAUCAAGGAAGUAUCAUCAGCAAAUAAUACUAUAUCAUGACUAUCCCCUACAAGGUGAGGUAAGUCAUUAAUAUACACCAGAAACAGGAAUGGGCCGAGAAUCAAGCCCUAAGGAACACCCAUUAGUACAGGUGACCCGGAAGAACUUUUACCAUUGGUAAUAACCUUCUGAUUUCUAUUACUUAAAUAUGAAAUAAUAAGUUUAAGCGCUGUGUUCUUGACACCAUAGUACUGUAGCUUCCUGAUUAAUGUCUCAUGGUGAACACAGUCGAAGGCCUUGGAAAGGUCACAAAAUAUACCCAAACCAUCCUCUGAAUUCUCCCAUGCACAAAAAAUAUUUUUAAUAAGCUCAACCAAAGCGUCAGUUGUCGAGCGACCCCUAUAAUAUCCUCUUCUAAAUGUUCUUCUUUAACUUCCAUAAUUUCUACCUCCUCCUCCUUCCCUGGUUCGAUAUUUUCCAGAGUAAUCUCCUCUUCUGAUUCAAUACUUUCCACUGAAAUUUUUAGUAUUUGUAUUAUGCUAAUUUUCUUACGAGGGCGGCACUGAAAAUUUUAGGAAUCAAGGAAGUGACACAACAUUACUAUUUAAAAAUGUAUUUAUUGCUUUUCGAAGUAUUCUCCGCGAAAUUUGACACAUUUUUCCAUAUGAUGGAACUCUGUCCACGCAAUUUAUUCUUUAUUUUAGGGAAAGUAUAGAAAUCAUUAGGGCUUAGGUCGGGGCUGUACGGCGGAUGGUCUAAUAAUUCUGUUUUCUUGCUCUAAAAACUCUUUUGUUCUGUGUGUGGUGUGAGAACUUGCAUUUUCUUGAUGGAGGAUGAUGCGGCGGUUGCAGUUCUCUUUACGGAGUUCAGAAACGACCUGUGGCAAACAAAUGCUAGCAUACCAUUCUGCAUUAACCGUUCUUUGUCCGUCAAGAGGAAUAGUCGUACCAUGGCCGGUUUUGGAGACAAACGUGGCCACCAUUUUUGUUGCAACACUCCGUGAACGAACAAUUUUUGUUGGCUUUAACUCAUUUUCGAACACCCAAACUCGUGACUGGUUUUUGUUUCGAGUUCGUACGCGUAUAUCCAGGAUUCGUCACCUGAUACGAUGUUGUAUACAGCAUUUGAGGAUCCUGCGUGGAAUCUUUCGAGAGUUCUGACGCACCAAGUAACGCGAGCCGCUUUUUGCUCUUCACAGAGCGAAUGUGGUAUCCACCGGGAAAACAACUUUUUUACACCUAAUUGUUCAUGCAAUAUUGUUUGUAUUUGACUCAUGCCAAUGUCUAAAGUUGCCCGAAUUUCGCGGUAUAUCACAUGUCGAUCUUCCUCAAUCAGCUUACGCACAGCAUCAACGUUUUCUUGGGUGACUGCAGUUUUUGGACGACCUUGACGGGGAUCAUCACUGAGCUUGAAACGUUCACGUUGAAAUUCAGCAAACCAGCGAUAAAUUGUGGUUUGGAUGGGGCUUCAUCACCAAAUGCAAAAAUCAUCCGGUCAACACACUGUUUUUGUGUUAAACCACUUCGAAAGUCAUAAUAAAUCAUCGCUCUUGAAUUUUCUCGAGUCAAUUCCAUUUUCUCAACGACUAAACAAGUUUGACAAAACCUUGUGACAAGACCGAGAAUCUUUUUUUAAAUAAAUAAAUGGUAUUCGAUUUUUAAAACCAAGGAGUUUUCAAUUAAAAAGAUUUUAAUAUGACAGGAACAGUGGAAAUAUUCCAUUUCCGAUACUUUUAGUGCAGCCUAUCUAUUUAGGCCUUCUUUCUCGCCCCCCUUUGUUUACAGAAUGCACAUAAAUUAAUGAUAGUCAAUUGCUAUAGUACCAAUAUAAUGGUUUAAUAGUGACACUCACUUUAAGAGGCUUCCAUAUUAAAUAGUAUGGCAUGACUAUUAUCCCCACGGGAUAAGUCAAAAGCGACACUUGCUUUAUGAGUUUGUGACAUAUUGUAUCCAGGCAUAUUAUGACUGGCCGACUAAUCCCCACGGGAUAGUCUCAAAAGUUUAUACACAUAAAAUUUUAUGUUUUGGUUGGAGGAUAAGUAAACCUCAUUUUAAAUUCUUUAUAAAACAUUGACGGUCUAAAUGCUAAUUUUAAUUCCUUGUAUUAUAUACGCAGUGAAACCUUUUGUAUUAGAAUGAUAUGGUAGGUAGGUAUACACAGGUAGGUAUAGGUAUACACGAUUGACAUUAUGGUUCCUGUAAUUAUACCUAGCGGAACCCUUUGCAUUAGAAGCGUAUAUUUAUUAGAAGGUUUGGUAACCAUAGUUGACGUUAUAGAUGCUAAACUUAUCCAUGUAUUCACUGGGAAGCAAUAAUGAAUAACAUCUACGCUUAUCUGAAACAAAUAAUUAAUAUUAUGUUUUCUAAAUAACUAACACUGUUGCGGUAAACUCUACGUGUUUCUGAAACAGUUGCCGAGCUCCCCACAGGCGGUUCCAUUCAGUUUCGCAACAGAUGUUUACGAGUGUACACAUACUGCUUCGUUUUACUUGUUUAAAAAAUGGAUAUAGUGUGGGACGACGAAACAACUUUUAAAUUAAUAGAAAUAUUUGAAACAAAGAGUAUUUUAUGGGAUAGCUCAAGUAAACAUUAUAAAAAUAAUAUAAACAAAUGUGAAGCCUGGGAAGAUAUAUCAGCAGCUUUAGGAAUCUCAAUGCAAGACGCAAAAAGUAAAAUAAAUAGAUUGCGGUCCCAGUUUGCGAGAGAAAAAAAGAAGAUUCUAUCAUCGAUAACAACAGGAGUUGGGACCGCACAUUCCAAAAAAUCCAAAUGGAAAUUCUAUGAUGCACUAAAAUUUCUGUCGGAUGAAACUAUUAAGACAAGCGGUAGUGAAUCAGAUACCAUGAAUGAGACGGAAGAUGCUGCUGCCCAUCUCCUUAUUCAGGGUUGGCUCUUACGACCCCAUACGACACCUUCGGUACAAUAUGAGACAAAUCAAGAUGAUGUCCAGGAAACCGAGCAGCAGGAUGCCACGAUGUCAGCUCCGCAACCACAGUCAACACAGCAAGCACCAUCAAGUAGCCAGAAGACGGGCAAACGAAAAAUAGAUGAUAAUCUAAACGACUUAUUUAUAACUGUUAAAUCCGCGAAAGAAAAAAUGAUUGAAAUUAGAGAUGAGUAUGAUAUCUACGGUCAGUACGUGGCUUCAGAAUUAAGGGCGGCAAAAAAUGAGAAUGCAGUACUUCAGGCCAAAUCAUAUAUUAAUAACAUAUUAAUAGACAUGAGGAUGGGCAAGCUACACAGGUUACGGAUAUCAAAAUCUUCACGAAUCUAAAUGAAACUCAUGAAACUACAUCGUUAUCAGCAAAUACUGCAACACAAGAAUUUGUAUACGUUAAAGAACUAGUUCCAGAAAUGGAAUCAGUCAUGUAUAUACACAGUAAUCUAUAAGUCAAGUAGACUUUUCUUUAUCACUUAGCAAAUAAAAGGAUUUUGUUG